AUGGGCGUCUCUCAGUGCUUGAAACUUCUCAGCUUGGUCAGUGUCGCGACUGCGGCUCCAAACUACGCUGUACCUGGGACUCUACCAAAAAGCGCAGCACCACUGGACGUUUCACCUGUAGGAGCAUCGUUCGAGUUCUUUAUGUGGCCUUCCUACGCAACUAAUAUCUCUUUGACCCUUCCAUGCUUAGAGCACUUCAACAAGCUCUAUAAGAAGAGGAUACCUAUUCGGAUCGGAGGCACAACGCAAGAUAGAGCAACUUACGAUGCUGACUUUAAAGGUUAUGUCUCGUACAAGGUCGAUGAUCUACUGGACGCUCCGAUGAGCCUUACUUAUGGGCCCAGAUUCUUUGAUCUGAUCAAGACGUUUGGAGCUGAAACGAUCCUGGGGCUUAAUCGGGGUUUGAACAACAGGAGCAAGACGUUUGCGGCGGCUACCAUGGCGAAAUCGAAAGCACCUGACAAUAUUUGGGCGAUUGAACUUGGAAACGAGCCUGAUCUCUUUUACAAGUAUUGGCAGUACCCUGUUGCUCAAGCCCCGUGGAACGAGACACAGGAAGGAUCCGAUGCGGCCGACUGGGCACAGGACUUUGCAAACCAUUGGAAGAGUCCUCUCCCCAUUCUUGCUGGUGGUGGAUACGCGAUUCCCUUCCAGAUAGAACCUGGAUGGCCCAACCUACCAUAUCUGGUCAAUGAGGCCUACAACCAGACUGUCAAGGCAGCGACGAAGGUGUACAACGGACAUUUGUAUGCUUUCUCGAAUGCAACCGAAGAUGGACUAGGUACUGAGAUGGCACACCAGAGAACAGUUGAAGACCUUAAACUUCUGCCUAUCUCAACUGCCAAGUCUGUCGGCAGUCCGUACAUCAUUGGUGAAACGGGCUUUCAUGGAUUAGACUACGAAAUGGACGCCACUUUCGGCUCUGCCAUACAGAUGAUCGACAAGACCUUACGUGCUCUGUCUAUUGGCACUUACCGACUGUUCUACCACCAAGGUACUGUCAACCAAGCUUUCUUCAAUUGGUGGCGAGGUAAUCAACUCAACGCCAAUUUCUACGGCGCCUACUUCGGAGCUCUUGCUGCAGCAGGCGGUGAUCACAUCGUGGCGAGCGACGAUGGUAGCGACCGGUACGCGCAGUAUAUCAUCUAUCGAAAGGGCAAACCUUUCAAACUUGUCCUUGUCAACACCGAUUACUACUCGGGUAUCGGCUCCCGCUCCACGACAAGUUUUACAGCUACCGGACUUAAAAGUGGUGCUGUGAAGGCGCUUCGCAUGACAGGACCAAGCAGCGAGACUCUAGUUCCCCUUAGACAGACCAAUCCCAGCCUUGAGCCCAGUAUUGGAGGCCAAUAUUUCUCGAACCAGAACUGUGGUCUUAAAGGUGCUCAGAAGUUUGAGACACUCAAGGUUAAGAAGGAAAAGCUUGUUGUAGAUCUUAAAGCGUCGGAAGCACUUGUUAUCUACCUGUAA
Messenger RNA from Fusarium coffeatum, 1470 nucleotides. RefSeq lists its product as uncharacterized. The transcript is spliced from 8 exons. The record is from RefSeq and is a predicted model, not a curated record. Lineage: Eukaryota; Fungi; Ascomycota; Sordariomycetes; Hypocreales; Nectriaceae. Bases 1 to 1470 code for a protein of 489 amino acids.